CAAUCCGGUAGGGCGCAAAGGACGCUAGCAUGCAUCGGUAGGCAGGUUGAUCAACUUGAUAUGCACUCGACUGCAGCCGUCAGCCGUAGCAGUGGUGGUCCCUUGGCAAACAUACCCAGAGUCCCAGACGGGCCCAUGAUAUCCCGAGCGUACGCUUCUGAUUCGUAGAUGAAGCCUCUCCAAAGACUGUGGUUUGCCUACGGGUCGAGGUGGAGGCGACCUCGACAGGCUAGCCCUGUGGCCAACAGCUCAUGGCAGACACGCUUAUCGGGCCAUCUGCUCUCCCCGGGCGCAAGAGUCCUAUCUUAUUUCGAUCCUCCGGAUCUUCCUUGAAGCCUAUGCUUGUGGCACGUCUCCACGCUUUAUCACAGUGCAGUCGACAUCGAUGGCGCUUUCGACGUUGGUCGUCGCAUCGCACGUUCAGUUUGGAAGCAUAGUUCAAAGAGCAGACACUCCGCAGGCUAUAUCGGUCCCGCCAUCAGGCGUCUGGCUCGGCAAUGAUGGAAACUGGUCAACGUUUGGGAUCCAGGUUGGAACUCCGGCACAGAACUUCAAUGUACUCCUAUCCACGAAUCGACAUGAGUUCUCCGUGCCAUACAAAAACGGCUGUCCCGAGAGCUUCGACCUCACUAACUGUGGAUAUCAAAGGGGGGUGUAUACUGAGAAUGCUGACCAGAACGGCUUCGAUCCGAACUCGUCCACUUCCUGGCAGGAUGUAGGCACCUAUCAAAGCUUACAACGUCAGGGACCCUAUAGCGUAAAGGCGGAAUACGGACUCGAUACCGUAGCGAUUGGGAACACUUCCAUCAAUGGUCAAACCCAACUUGUUUCAACCUACUCGGACUCAAACCUGUGGUUGGGGGUUCUAGGGCUCGAUCCAAGACCUCUAGCCCUUGGCGGCAGCGACCGUGUCGCUCCACUGCAAGCCUGGAAGGACGCUGGCAAGAUCCCAAGCCUAUCGUAUGGCUAUACUGCCGGAGCUUACUAUCAGUAUGGAGGUACGCCUGGAAGCUUGACGCUUGGUGGUUUUGAUCGAAACUUGAUGUCUUCACAACAAGUGGUGGCUCCAAUCGAUAGGGAUGCUGCUGGCGCCGACGGUGCCGGAGGUGCGCUUCGAUUGAGUGUCACGUCCAUAAAAACCAAAAGCGGGCCUAACGGCGACCGAGUGGUAUCGGAUACAACCAUUACAAUGCCUAUUGACUCGACUGUUCCGGAACUUUGGCUACCAAGGAGCGUAUGUGAUCAAUUUCAAACGGCUUUCAACCUGAAUUAUUCGGAUAGUGCGGACCGGUACUACUUUGGAAGCUUCGCCCUCGCCCGGGAGAUUGCAUCGAAGAACCCUGCCGUGGAAUUCGUCAUCGCUGAUGGUUUCGAAUCAAGUGAGAGCAUCACGAUCAGUGUACCUUUCUCAGCCUUUAACCUCAACGUUUCCUUUCCAGUCUUUGAGAGUGCAGUUCCCUGGUUCCCGAUUCGACGAGCCGCGAACGAAACCCAGUAUACGCUUGGUAGGGUCUUCAUGCAAGCUGCGUAUGUGUUUGCAGAUUAUGAGCGUGGCAAUUUUACGGUUACUCAAACGGCAUACUCUUCGCCGAUGCCGUCCCCGGACAUCGUGACGGUAUAUGCCAUUCAGGACUCAGGACCUGGUAGUGGAGGCAACGGUAAUCAAGAUGAAGCCCCUCCGACUGGUGGCGGAGGUCUUUCUACGGGAGCCAAAGCUGGGAUCGCGGUCGGUGUCGUUCUUGCAGUAGUACUUGGUGGCGUUGGAACAUUCCUUUGGCUCAAGCACCGCAGAAAGACAGAUUACGACAAAGAGGUAACGAUUAGUGGAACGCCGGAUGGUGAGAAAAAUGAUACGCAGACGGCGUGGCAAGCCAAUGUCGUAGGACUGCCCGUACAUGAAUUGGAAGCGAGUGAACGCGGUGCGAGGAAAUAUACCCCGGACCCUGCAUCUCCUCUCACGCCACCCUCAGAAUUGGGAACGCAUUCGAACUGGCGACAUACUCCCGAGCUCGACGCACAAGAAGCGCAGAGAGUGGGAAGCCCAGGCGGUUCUACAGGAGAGAAGGGAAGUCGCUUGCAGGAGUAUCGCUGAGAUUGAAGUGUGUACUUGUCAAAAGAAUGACUUGAAGCAUAUUCCCUUCCAAAAUUGAUGUUCUUAUGGCUCGAUCAGGCCUAGAUGUUGACACCUAGACGUUUUCCAGACACAUGACCUGGUCAAACCAAUGCAGGUAAGUCCUGUUGACGUGGUUCAUUCGAGCACGUACACGAUCUAGCUACCCGAAGCUCGACGAUAUCGUUUGUCAUUUGAUAUGUCUGCCCAACAUCAGCGUGUGGUGCGGUUGGGGGAGUGCACACAUACAGGCUAUACGACACGCGUUCUGAUGCCACCACGUUGAGCAAAGAGAUAUAUAGAGAUGGUGUCGAAAUGCAUCUGGAGCAAACUGUAGCAUGAAGGUGUUCGAAGAUUCUUUCAUCCCAUGAAGCGAGGUCUCUGCGCCGGUGCCGGCAUCGGAUGAUCGGAUGAGCACGCUAACGAUCCGAUGC
This is a messenger RNA of Pseudovirgaria hyperparasitica, 2544 nucleotides long. Its product is annotated as acid protease. The record is from RefSeq and is a predicted model, not a curated record. Bases 386 to 2092 code for a protein of 568 amino acids. Gene Ontology annotation, molecular function: aspartic-type endopeptidase activity. Gene Ontology annotation, cellular component: fungal-type vacuole. NCBI's taxonomy places the organism in Eukaryota, Fungi, Ascomycota, Dothideomycetes, Acrospermales, Acrospermaceae. Gene Ontology annotation, biological process: proteolysis. The transcript is spliced from 4 exons.